AUGUUACAAGAGAGUAUAUUUUCACCAAGUGAAUGUUUAUCUAUACUAGCUGCUAUCAAUGAUACAAGUAAACAACUUGAAGUGUUAUAUAAUUCAAAUUUAAGUAGUAUAGUAUAUUUUCCUAAAAAUAAAAAAUCAAACACCUCACUUUGUUCACAUGCUAAUAGACAACAUUCAUCUAAAUCAUGCGAUACUCACAAUUUAUUAAAUAAUCAAGUUUUUAAUCUAAAAGAUGAAAAAAGUAAAAUAAAUUAUAUGGAAAUUAUUGAAAGGUUAAUGAAUUUAUUUAAAUCACUUGUUAAUGAAUUAAAUACUAAUGGAACUGUAAAUUGUUUAGAAAAAUAUUGUUAUCAACAACAACAAAAGUUAGAUGAAUUACAAACUUUUAUUAAUUCAAUUGAAAAGAAUGAAAAAUAUCUCAAUGAAUUGCAAGUUGACUUACAACAGUUACAGAUAAGUAUACAAAAUAAUACAAUUGAAUUUACAACUACCUUGACUUCAUUAAAACAUGAAUUACAAGAAUUAGUGGAAAUUUCAAAUAUGAUUAAACAAUAUAAACAAAAUGAUUAUGAUAUGAAGUUACAAAAAGAUUUAAAUGUUCAAUCUGACGAAAUUAAACAAUUAAAUGAUCAAUUAGACAAGGUCAAAUUACAAAUACAACAACAAAUUAGAAUAUCAGAAGAAACCAAUUCAUGGUUAUAUUUAUAUAUGGCAGAAUUAGAAAAUUUAUCUAGUUAUACAAUAAUUACUUAUCAAUCAAAUAAUAUGAUCAACAAAAUGAAUGAUAUGCUUAAUAAACUGGAAAAGAAUAAAGCUAUGCAUAUUGAAUUAGAACAACAGUAUACAGAAUAUGAAAAGAUACUUACAGAGGAUAAUCGUCAAAAAGAAGUUAAAUAUAUUCAUGAUGAAUAUACCAAAAAAUUUCUCACAUCAAUAUUACAAAUACAAUCAUGGUGGCGUACUAUGAUUGAAGUUCAUGGAAUAAAAAUUAGAAAACGUAAAGGUAAAAAGAAAAAGAAAUAA
Heterobilharzia americana is the source of this 1023-nucleotide messenger RNA. NCBI's taxonomy places the organism in Eukaryota, Metazoa, Platyhelminthes, Trematoda, Strigeidida, Schistosomatidae. The record is from the annotation of a GenBank genome assembly.